GCAGCCCCGGGUCCCGGAAAGGUGCGGGGGAAGUAGGUUGGCGGAGACGGCGGCCGAGGGCGGAGCCCCCGCGGCCCCGGCAGGAACGCGGCCUAGGCCGGGGACGGGGCGGAGCGCGCACCCGCGCCUACCCGCCGAGCCGGGCAGCGGGCGCCGCCCACAGUGCUCCCCGGCCGGGCCCCGCGAGGCAACGCCGUAUGCUGCACCAUGGGGCGGGUGGUCGCGCUGAGUUUGAUGGGGUUGGCGCUGGCGCUCCUGGGCGAACGAUUCCUGGCACUCAGAAGUCGACUUAAAGCCUCCCGAGAAGUAGAGUCCAUAGACCUUCCAAACUGCCACCUGAUUAAAGGAAUUGAAGCUGGUUCAGAAGAUAUCGACAUACUUCCCAAUGGUCUUGCUUUCUUUAGUGUGGGACUAAGAUGUCCAGGACUCCACAGCUUUGCACCAGAUAAGCCUGGAGGAAUACUGAUGAUGGAUCUAAAAGAAGAAAACCCAAGGGCACUGGAAUUAAGAAUCAGUCGUGGGUUUAAUUUAGCUUCAUUUAAUCCUCAUGGAAUCAGCACUUUCAUAGACAGUGAUGAGACAGUUUAUCUCUUUGUUGUUAACCACCCAGAAUUUAAGAAUACAGUGGAAAUUUUUAAAUUUGAAGAAGAAGAAAAUUACCUUGUGCAUCUGAAAACAAUCAGACAUGAGCUUCUUCCCAGUGUGAAUGAUAUCAUAGCUGUGGGACCAUCCCACUUCUAUGCCACCAAUGACCACUAUUUCUCUGAUACUUUCUUAAAGUAUUUGGAGACAUACUUGAAUUUACAUUGGACAAAUGUCGUCUACUACAGUCCAAAUGAAGUGAAAGUGGUAGCAGAAGGAUUUGAUUCAGCAAAUGGAAUCACUAUUUCACCUGAUAAAAAGUACAUCUAUGUUGCUGAUAUCCUCGCUCAUGAAAUUCACGUUUUGGAAAAACACCCUAAUAUGAAUUUAACACAAUUGAAGGUACUCAAGUUGGAUACACUGGUGGAUAAUUUAUCUGUCGAUUCUUCCUCGGGAGACAUCUUGGUAGGCUGUCAUCCUAAUGGCCAGAAGCUCUUCGUCUAUGAUCCAAACAAUCCUCCCUCGUCAGAGGUUCUUCGAAUCCAGAAUAUUCUAUCUGAGAAGCCUACAGUGACUACAGUUUAUGUCAACAACGGAUCUAUUCUCCAAGGAAGUUCUGUGGCCUCAGUAUUUGAUAGGAAACUGCUCAUAGGCACUUUAUACCACAGAGCUCUAUACUGUAAACUCUAAAAUUACACUUUUGAUAUGCAAGUGUGCUAACUAAUCUUCACAAUUAAUUUUCUGUAAACUACUAAUUCUGAUGGAAGGCAGUGAACAAGUUGGUCUAAAAGUGUGGGAGAUGCACAGUGGAUUUUAUGUCAUUAAGGAAAAGCUCCUUUAGUUUUUGUAGCAUUUUUAACAUAAAAGAAAAAUAAUACUUAAAAAAAUGCUACGAAAGGGAGAGAGAAGAUAGCUGCUCAGAGUAAAGUGAAUAUACUUUGCACAAAAUAAACCUCACCUCAGUCUUCCAACUGCCAGAACAUGAGUUCCACUGAAAGAGGGGUUGUUGUAUUUCUUUAAAAUGUGAGUACCCUCAGUUUCAUUGGUUAACCACUGUGACUGUCAUAACUACUGAUAUGUAACAUGUUUCAGUGUUUUGUACUAAGAUCUUUGUUAAUAUUAAAAUGUUGGAGUUCAAUUAAAGAUUAAAAAUAAA
This is a messenger RNA of Sorex araneus (European shrew), 1738 nucleotides long. RefSeq names its product paraoxonase 2 (gene PON2). Gene Ontology annotation, cellular component: extracellular region. Lineage: Eukaryota; Metazoa; Chordata; Mammalia; Eulipotyphla; Soricidae. The record is from RefSeq and is a predicted model, not a curated record. The transcript has 9 exons. Bases 208 to 1272 code for a protein of 354 amino acids. Gene Ontology annotation, molecular function: arylesterase activity.